Messenger RNA from Prorocentrum cordatum, 694 nucleotides. Lineage: Eukaryota; Dinophyceae; Prorocentrales; Prorocentraceae. The record is from the annotation of a GenBank genome assembly.
GCUCCUUCCCUCGAGUCUUGGCUGCAUGCUCCCCACUCCUGUGAGAGAAAACGCCCGCCGCAACUUUUUUCACGGCGCCUGGAUUCGAGGGACGGCGCUCCUGGGCGGGAGGCGCGUGUUGCCCGCGCCUGACGGUCUGGCCGCCCAGACCAUGCGCCUCCCCCUGCAGCCGAGGGCGUAGGGUUACAGCGUGCACCGAUGCAGAGGGCCGAUCCGCUCCUCUCUCCUUCGACCGUGGGCCCCCGACGGAGACGGGGGCCGCCGAGGGCCCCCCCCUCCCGGGGCAUCGAAUUGGGUGCAGGCGUUCUCCUGACGCCCCUGCGGGCGGAGGCAGGGCUCGGGGGGCGACGACAGCAGCAGUGCCACGUCGGUCUGCUGAAGAAUUGCACCGACCUUUCGCAUAAAAAGCGACCGAGCACCACGCACAGCUUGAAGGACGACGCGCGUGCCACUGAUGUUUGUUACCCCCCCCCGAAGAGGACAGGAAAUAACAGCACAAGCAUAAACGUUCGGAGGCCCGCCUGGACUUCCGAAAGCUUCCGUUCUUGCAAGUGCUUCUCUUUCGACGAAGAGGCCGAGUCUGCGCACAGGACGGCCCCGUGAUGGCUCGGCACGCCUGGCCCCCUCCCGAGGGGGGCGCGAAGCGCACCCCCGCUGCAAUCACGCGGCGCCGAAAGCGUGCCCUGGCCUGGGC